Messenger RNA from Osmerus eperlanus (European smelt), 3140 nucleotides. Its product is annotated as regulating synaptic membrane exocytosis protein 4-like. Gene Ontology annotation, biological process: regulation of membrane potential; calcium ion-regulated exocytosis of neurotransmitter; regulation of synaptic vesicle exocytosis. The record is from RefSeq and is a predicted model, not a curated record. NCBI's taxonomy places the organism in Eukaryota, Metazoa, Chordata, Actinopteri, Osmeriformes, Osmeridae. Gene Ontology annotation, molecular function: transmembrane transporter binding; small GTPase binding. The coding region runs from base 508 to 1362 and encodes 284 amino acids. The transcript has 5 exons. Gene Ontology annotation, cellular component: cytoskeleton of presynaptic active zone; presynaptic membrane.
UGGAGGGAUACUCAAGGGUAGCUAUGUAACAGAGACACGUGUGUGUGUGUCUCUGGGUAAAUCUCUGACUCCUGGAGCACCAUUCGAUUUGCUCCUGUGCUGCGUGCUCUCUGAUUGGUUGAUCUUCUGGGUGAGCAUGUACCCCUCCCGUUUUCCCACCUCCUAGCACAGUGAGCAGGGAGGAGCGGGGCUGAACACACACGCAGAGAAAGAGAGAGAUAGGGAGACCGAAAGAAAGAAAGACGCGUCUUUUCAACUCUGGCAGAAUGGACCCGGUCUCUUUGCUUCUUCUAUGGAUUAGUCUGGUCCCUCGUAUUCUGUAGCACUUCAUCGUUCUAGAGCUCUUCAUCGUUCCAGAGCAACUUCAUUGUUCUAGGGUGCUUCUUCCCUGGAACUCUCCGUCCGUCGGCCGUCUAUCCGUCUGUCAACGAUACGCCUGUCGGUCACCUGGUGGUGCGCUGCGGUUCUGUCCAGGGUCCAGGGUGCGGUGGCUAGGGGUGGAGCAGCAUGGGCAGGCAGAGUAGUGAUGCGAGCAGCAGUGCAGGGGGACCGGGGGGCGGCGCAGCCACACGAAUGCAGCGCUCCCAGAGCAGGCUCAGUCUGUCAGCCUCCUUCGAGGCUCUGGUCGUCUACUUCCCCUGUGUGAGCUCCUACCACAAGGGCGACGCAGAGGAGGAAGGGAAGAAGAAGGUGAUCCGCCUGCCCAUCCAGAGGAGCGUGGAGACGGGUCUGGCCAUCGAGUUCAAGAGCAGGAUGACCCGGCAGCCCAGCAGGGAGACUGACCCUGAAGCAGAGGCCAAGCCUGGGAACCUCAUCUUCCCAGGGGUGAGGAUCGCUGCAGAUAAACAGUUCACCGGCUUCCUGGAGGGAUUAGGCCCCGCCCAGCUGGCAGGCAGACAGACUCUGGCCACGCCCCCCAUGGGUGAUAUCCAGAUCGGCAUGGUGUUCAGGAAGGAGCGUCUGGAUGUGGAGGUGAUCCGUGCCCGGGGCCUGGUGGGUAAACAGGGCAACAAGCAGACGCCCGCUCCGUACGUCAAGGUGUACCUGAUGGACAACGGCAAGUGCAUCGUGAAGAAGAAGACCAGGCUGGCCAGGAAGACCCUGGACCCUCUCUACCAGCAGCAGCUGCAGUUUGAGGAGAACCCCGAGGGCAAGGUCCUGCAGAUCAUCGUUUGGGGCGACUACGGACGCAUGGACCACAAAUCCUUCAUGGGAGCUGCUCAGAUCCUAUUGGACGAUCUGGACUUGUCCAACAUGGUGAUUGGCUGGUUCAAACUCUUUCCUCCCACCUCAUUGGUGGACCCGACCUUGGCACCUUUGACUAGUAAAGCCGCCCUUGAGGGCUCCAACACUCGCUCCUAGCACUCCGAGGGACGGCUAGCGUCGUUAUAGCAACCAGUGAGGGAGAUGUGGGUGUGGUCAAGAUGGCCACGCCCCUGAUUCCGCUGCAUGUUCGAUGUCGUGUGUUCUGAUUCUGUCAAGAGAAAAAGGGCGGGACAUAGGGCCGGUCGUCUCCCUGGCGACCCGCCCGCUCGUGCACACACAGGACACGCCCCUCCGAAGGAGGACCUGGCUAAGGAUGCUUGGACAUGAAGGACUUGUCAGUGGACAGGAAGUGGAUGCAACUCAGUGGUGCUAGAUCACCUGUAGGUUCUACGGUCCAAGCCAUGAGAGAGGAGAGAGGAUAGAGGGAGGAGAGAGAGGGAGGAGAGAGAGACAACUGCAGAGAACUGAGUGAUAGCUCUACAGAGACUCUGGUUUUGUCUACUAGGACGUUUUCUGCCUUCGUUGUCGAACGCUGUGGUUGGCUGCUGGUCAGGCCACGCUCACCAGUCGCCAUGACAAAGACAUGGGGACCAAUACCAGCUAGGUGAGGGAUGGUGUCCACCAAUCAUCAACCAGGGACAGACCUCCCCAGCAACUCCCACCUCCCCUCCUCACCCCUCCCUCCCCCCACUCCCUCCCUCCACUCCACCCCUCCAAACAGGAUGCAAACACACUCAGACAGCCAAUCACAUGCUGGAGAGCCAAUCACAUGGUCAUAGAGGUGUGGCCACUGAUCGUCAUGGUGACCAGACCCAAUCACCAACACCUUCCUAUCAUCCACUGGUCUCCACAGAAACAAACUGGACCUUCUCUUUAUUUAUUUGAUUCUUUUUAUUUUCUCUUCUGUUCUGCAUGGACACACGCUGGGUGACGCGUGGAAAGGAAAAAAGUUGAAACUGCAUCUUAAGAGAGAAAACAAAAGAGAUAGAAUUUCUAUUCUACGAUUUAUAUUAUUUUCUAAGAAGAGAAACCCUAUAGUGCAUGGUUCUCAGGGCGAGUGAAUGCUGUCUGAUGAUCAAGAUGGUGGUGGCUGUCGCUCCCAAAUAAGCCUGUUUACAAGUGUGUCGUUUUACGGACAGUGAGUGUUGAUAGGGCACUGAGAAGAACUGAUAUUGUGUUGAAAGAGAAAGGGGGAGAAAGAGUGAGAGGGAGGGAGAUGGAUGCACAGAAGGUUGUGUGUGUGUGUGUGUGUGUGUGUGUGUCAGAGCUCCUGACUGUCCAGGUCUGCAUGGCCUCCCUCUUCUCUGUUUCCACCACAAACACGCAUGUAAUGAGGCUCCGGCUACACGCCUAGAACACGCCUCCAACCGCAUGUUUAGAUAUGAUGAUGAUGAUGAUGAAGAUGAUGUUUGAGGAGUUUGCAGUUUCCUGUACAGUGCAUGUGAACCUUGCCACGCCCCUCAUCCUCCUCACUGCCCCCACGUUGGCACGACAACGAUGCACCAAUGGUGAUGUGGCAGCGUUCGCCAUGGCGAUAGAGGUGAGAGGUCAGAAUCAUCCAACUAGACAUUCCAUCGACUGGUAACCAUGGUUUCUGUGUGAUUUAAAAAGAAAACAAGUAUGGAAAUGAAAUAAAAGAGUUUUAUAUUUAUUGAUAAAGUUGACAAGGGGAAAACAAAUGUAUGGUUGCAAGUAUAUUUUAUUUUAAUAUUGUUAUAAAGAAAAAGAUAAAAUGUAAAAAAGGUGUAAAAGAGCUGUUGAGACUGACCCUGCUGAACAGGGAGGGAGGAGAAUGUGACUGGAAAUGGGACAUUGCCACAAAACAUGAAUUUUUAAUUGUUUCUUGUUUUGAGAAAAAUAAAAUUAAUUUACUA